CAGAAAAUGUGUUGAACACGGAUACUUAAGAGAAACGAACCAUUGGAGAAACAUAGGCCCUUAGAGUUUUAGGAUGAAGAUGUUCCUUGUCUUCUUUGGUUUUUUAUCGUUUAACAAUUUAUAAAAUAGGUUCAUGACUUGAGAACUUACGUUUCUUUUUUUAUCCUUCUAAUUGCUGAUUUUAUCUGUUUAUCAGAUUCUAGGUCACCUUUCAACGAAUUUUUUUUUAUCACCAAAUCAUUAUAAUCUCGUAAGAAAACCACAUUUAUCAUGGCCAAAAGAUCGAAUAGACGUGUUGUGCAAAAUGAGAAAGAGCAGUUGGGCUGUAUGUGGGGCUUGAUUAGUAUGUUUGACUUCCGCCUUGGGAGAUCGACUCAGAGGCUGCUUUCUGAUAUAAGGCGUGGGAACAAGUAUGCAGAUGGUGUGGAAAAUUCGGGAAAUAAACUUAACAGUUCUGGUGACAAGUGUUCAAGAACUCAUGAUGGUGAAGAGAGAACAAAAGUGACAGAUGCAUGUAAGCCGAGUGUGAAGAAACUCCUUGAAGAAGAAAUGUUGGUAAAGCAAGCUGCGAGAAAGGAGUUAAUAAUUCUGCUGUUGAAGCAAAGCAGUUUGACUCGGUGCAAGAGACAAUGGGAGAAAGAACCGAAAAAGAAAAAACAAAACUCGUAAGAAAAGUUCUGGAAACAGCCUUGAUAUGGAUGCUGCUGAGAACAUGUUAUCUGAAGCUACAAGCAAUCUUGAUAUGGAUGGUCUAAUGAACGAGUUCUGUCGGCAAAUCCAUCGGAAAAGAAUGAAUCGUGUGAAUCAUGACCAGCUUGCUGAAGCUAAUAUGCAGUCAAACCCGAAGAGUUCUGAUUUGGAAGAAAGGUUAAGUGAGGCAAUCAAGUUCUUAGUGAGUCAGAAGCUUGUUGACAGGAAUCUACUUAACGAAGAUGGGGAACUCCAAGCCUCAAAAGAAGUCCUGGAUGCACUUCGAAUUUUGAGUUUAGAUGAGGAGUUGUUUUUGAAGUUUUUCCGAAACCCGAACUCAUUGCUUGUGAAAUAUGUUCACAACAUGCGGGAUUCUCAGUUAAAGGAUGAAGACUCUAAGCCUCUCACUCCAUCCAACUUUUCCAAGAACGGACCUGUUCGUUUAAGACAACCAAAUGAGCCUGUUAAUAGAAAACAGCAUAAUUUCUUUAGAAGAAAGCCGAAGGUUCAAGAAAGAGACAUAUCAGAUGAAAAAAGGGUUUUUGAAGCUUCUAGUAAAAUAGUAAUUUUGAAGCCUGGGCCAAUGACACCAGAAACUGGAAGCAGCCUCAGCUCAUCACCAGAAUCUCGGUACAUAGGAAGACAUAGAGGGCCGAAUGAGAAAGUCGGUUCCCACUUUCUUCUUGCUGAAAUCAAAGAAAGUGGAAACAUGCUAUGGGAAGGGAACAACAAAGAAUCCCCACUGAUUGUUUAUCCGGAAGACUUCCGGGUGAGCAACAAAGUUCAGUGAGCAACGGAGGAGUUAAGGAAUAUAUUGGGAUGA
Hibiscus syriacus is the source of this 1513-nucleotide messenger RNA. RefSeq lists its product as uncharacterized. The transcript has 4 exons. The record is from RefSeq and is a predicted model, not a curated record. Lineage: Eukaryota; Viridiplantae; Streptophyta; Magnoliopsida; Malvales; Malvaceae. Bases 695 to 1480 code for a protein of 261 amino acids.